CCUCUCUUCUUCCUCCCUCUUUUCUUGUAUUUCUGCAAGAAAAAGAAAAACACACCCCAGCCCCCAUCCAUCUCCUCCUAGAUAGACCUCUCUCUCUCUCCCUCGGGCGGCGGCGGCGCGGUCGUGGUUUCUUGGGGGCUUUUUCCCCUUCCUCCAUGGCGGAGUACGACGAGGAAGGCGUGGAUGUGGCGGCCGCCGCGCAGAUUCUGCUCAGCCUCCGGAACCGGAAGCUGCGGCGGUGGCCGGAGUGGGAGGAGGCAGAGUUCGAUCUGCCGCCUGUGCCCGAGGGCUGGCCCAAGGGGCGCCGGUCACCGCUGCUCGUGCGGGCCAGCGGCGCCGCGUGGCUGAAGUCGUUGAAGGAUCCGUUUGCGCAGCUCGGAUCCGGCGCGUCUUCCAGCGGCGAGGACAGGGCGUGGUCGCCGGCUCCCGUGAGGGAGAAGCCGAAGGCCGCGCGGAGGGCCGAGAUGCUCCCCUGCUAUGGCGCGGCGGCGGCCGGAUCCGGCCCUUCUACGAGCGGCGGGGAAAGGGCGCGGCUGCGGCCGCGCUCGAGCGAGAAGGCGCGGGCGAAGGUGGCCGCGGUGGUGAAGGAGGCCGCCGCCAUGGCGGCGACCAGCCCGGAGACCCCUUUCGACUACGGCGCCGCCGCCGGAUCCGGGGCGUCCUCGAGCGGGGACGAGAGGCUGCGGUCGUCGUCGCCGACGAAGCGGAAGGCCCGUCGGCAGAGCGGAUCUGGCGGGCCGUCGAGCGGCGACGAGGGCUGCAGCUCCCCGGCGAAGCGCACUCGGCCCGACCUUAACGCCGGCGACGGCGUUACCCAGGAUGCGGCGCCGGCGGCGGUUAAAGUUAUGGAGCCGCCGAAGAUCGACGAGGAGAACUGCCGCGAUGAGAAGGGUCACUUGUUGUUUGACCUCAACGAAGAUCUAAACAUGUCGUGGGAAGGCUGAUGGGAAGAAGCAAGGCCGGCCAGGAAGGAAGGGGAUUUUGCUAACUAGUUGAUGGCAAAUAAACCCAAACCAGCUCAUGUGUACAUAAAAGGGCAAGCAAAGCCACAGUAGCAGAGAGCCGGUAAGGGUUUUUUGGUCAGUCAGACGGAUGGAGGAGGAGGGGCUUAGGAAAUACUAUCUCUUAUAUUAUCAAUUAGAUUUGUCAGGUUAAUCUAGACUGCUUUGUUCAUGUGCCAGCGUGCUGCUGGCUCGCUCAAUGCGCCCUUGUGCUGUUUUCUCUGUUGUCUGGAUGGUGUAAGCGUCAUUCAUGUGUUUAUUGACUAUCCACAUCAUGCUGAACUGAAUCGGCUGAUACAUUGCAGGAACAGCAAUAAUAUAUACAUUGUUUUUUUUCCUUUUU
Molecule: messenger RNA, 1344 nt
Organism: Brachypodium distachyon (stiff brome)
Lineage: Eukaryota; Viridiplantae; Streptophyta; Magnoliopsida; Poales; Poaceae
Exons: 2
Coding region: 156-944 (262 amino acids)
Source: RefSeq, a predicted model, not a curated record